CUAAAAAUAUUUCAUCAAUCAUGUUUUUGUACAAUAACAUUAAAAAUCUAUAUCAAAAGAUUGUUGGACCCGAUAUGGACGUAAUGGGUCCACACAUGUUCGGAUAUUUAGGAUCCUAAGAAAAUUUGAAAUAUCUAAAAAAUCUGAAAAAUAUCUGAAACACGAAAAGUACUUGAAAUUCCAAACAAAUACUCAAAAAAAUUCAAAUACCUAAAAAUUCAAAAUCUUAUUCAAAAUUUGUCACUGAACUGAAAAUACCCUUUUUUUAAUUUGAAAAUUUACCUGAAAUCAAAAACUAUAAUCGUAAACCAAAAACCUAAAAAAAUAUCCAUAAUGCUGGAAACAUAUUCGAAAUAUCCAAGUAUACCUAAUAAACACAACAUAUUUAUGAUCGGGUCUAGGGUAGGACCCGGACUCAAACAAAGACAUGCGGGUCCAAUAAAAAAACCCAAUAGGUUAUAUUUUCUGGACCUGAACUAAAUCUAUAUUUCUGAGUCGGUUCGGUUUGUUUUUUUAUCCGGAUAUAAUUCUCAUGACUAAAAGAAAUUUACGUAAAUGUGUACAUAUAAAAUAUCAAAUAAACUAAUGCAUAGAUUAUAUAACUGUUAAAAUUUAUAUUUUUGAUAUAAUAAGACUUUGUAUUAUAAUAUAAUCCAAAAAUCCCGCGCUUGUGGGUCAAAAUCUAGUACUAAUUUUAAUUCGUAAACUGAUUUCAACUUGUAAACCGAUUUUGUAAACCAAUAUCAGUUAAUAAACCAAAUUUCUAAUCAUAACAAAUUAUAAUUUAUAAACCAUUCCAAAAUAAAUCAAUUUUAUUAUAAAAUCCAUUUCUGGUUUAAUUAUAAAUUUAUUUGCUUUUAAUUAACUUAAAAUAUAAAUAUUACAUAUAUAUAUAUAUUAAAAAGUUAUGAAUUAAUAAAUUAGUCACGAAUUAUACGUGACUAAAUUAGUCAUGAAAUAUUUGUGACGAAUCAUGACUUUCAGCACAAAAUGACAAAAUGAUUAUGAACAUUUUUAUUUUUUUGUAACACGGUUAUGAAUAUAUAUAUAUAGUCACGUUUUUCUUUGUUGCCUUUCAUGAUUAUUUUGUCACUUAGCACGAAAUUUACAAACAACAACAAAAAACGUAACUGCAGCUUUUUUUUUCUUUCUGAAUAGUAAUAAUGUACCCGUUUUUUUUUUUACUUUCUCUUGCUUCUUUGUGUUAUUGUGGAGCAAGAACUUAUCAUUUCAAAGUUUAAACUUUUAACAAGCUUUGACACUUUUUGGUGAAAAGUCAAGAUGGAUUCGAACAGAGAAAGAUAUAUUAUUUAAAAAAAUUCCAAAAUUAAACAGAUUUUAUUUUUGUCAAAAAUAAAUAAAGAAAAUAAACCAUUAAUCUUACCUAUUUUUUUAUAUGACUGAGUGGAUGAUCACUACGCACUAGUCGCCAAGUGCUAUCAAAAUUCAAAACGAACAUGGACAAUACAACCUGUUUAUCUAGUAAUGAAAUUCAAAAUUUUAGCAGAAAAAACACGAUCAGUACCGAAAAAUAUAACAAAGAUAUAAAUCAUGGUUAUUUUGUUUUGUUUUGCUUUUUCAACUGUGUUUAAAAUUUAUGAAUGCUGUUUUCAAUGUUUUAACAUAUAAACAUAAUGAGUAUUGUACCAAAAUCUUAUAACUUUCAUUUACUCUCCAUUCUUAAACAAUUAAAUAUAUUUGUAAGAAAUAUUAAAAUAUAAUAUAAAUUAAUUUUAGAACGAAAAUAAUGAAACUUAAGAAUAUAAUUAUGUACUGUGUAAUUAUAAUUAAAUUAUCAAACUAAACGAUAAGUAUAACUAAUUAAAUAAGCUAAUAUAUUAUUUAUUUUAUAUAACUUUUUAUUAAAUUAAAUUUGAAAUAGUUUCCACAUAAUUUAAAAAAAAAAUUGAAGUAUGAUUAAAUUUCGUAAUAUGGCAGUUGUUUUAUGCUCAUAAAUGUUUUUUUCUUAAAAUAAGAUAUAAUUACAGUUUUAGAGUUGCAGUUGAGUCAGCAUUUUUAAAUAAAACUGCUAUUCAUAAAAAUAAAACAGGGCGUUAUAAAGUAAUAUUUUUUAUAUAAUCAUUAAAAUAUUGUCUCAAAAUUGACUUCAUAACUCUUCACUAUAUAAGAAGGGAAGAUGAUCUUACAUUAUACAUACAAAACUUGGUAAUAUGGCAAAUCAAGCCAAACCGAGACCUCUAUUACUCGAAAAGAAACCAGUUGAGUUUGUUAAACCCUUAAAACACACACCUUGUGGAAAUCUUUCCCUUUCUACUUUAGACAAUGAACCUAUCAACGAACCUAUGUAUGCAUAUAUUUACGUUUAUGAACCAAACGAGAAAAACCAAAAUGAUCCGGUCUCUCUUCUUAGGAAGGCUUUGUCCGACCUUCUGCUGUACUAUUAUCCAGUUUCAGGCAAGCUAGUGAGACGAAAAAGUGAUGGAAAGUUUCAGCUGGCUUGUAUUGGGGAAGGAGUGCCUUUCGCAGUUGCUACAGCAGAUCAUGAUCUCUGCUCUCUAAACUAUGUAGAAAACUUUGCCGAUGAAGUUGCAAUGCAACUUGUGCAUGAGCUCGAUGUUAAUUUUCAAAGUGACAAUGGCUGUCAUCCUCUCUCUUUGCAGGUGACCAAAUUUUCUUGUGGUGGAUUCACCAUUGGCAUAGCAGUGACACACGUGUUGUGUGAUGGCUAUGGUGUGGCUACGAUCUUCAAUGCUCUAACCGAGUUAGCCAGCGGAAAGAGCGAGCUAUCGGUAGUGCCGGUGUGGCAAAGAGAGCGACUGGUCGGGAAAUUAGACGGUGAGCCGGCUAAAGUACCCGGCGCUGAUUAUGAAGGUCUUAUGGCCACAUCACCAUAUAUGCCAAGCGGUGAUAUGGUCACAGAGACGGUAAACAUUAUGUCUGAAAAUAUAAGUAGGCUUAAAGACACUGUGGUACUUAAGGAGCAUUUCACUACUUUCGAAAUUCUUUGUGCUUACAUAUGGAAAGCAACAUCUCGGGCCUUGAAGCUAAACUUAGACGGCAUCACUAUCCUUAUCAUAACCGUCGGAAUCCGAAAUGUUCUAGAUCCACCACUCCCCGAGGGUUACUAUGGUAACGCUUACAUAGACGUUUAUGUUGAGAUACCUGCAAGGGAGCUAGAGGAAUCAUCGAUCUCUGACAUUGCAAAGCUCGUGAAGAGAGCCAAGAAAUCAUCUCUUAACAAGACGCAUAUCGUGGAGGAGCUACGGAACUCAGAGAGAUUGAUGAAAGAAUAUGCCAAAUUCGAAGGAGUAGCUGAUGGUGUAUUUCUAUUGACAGACUUGAGAAACACCGGAUUGUUCGAGUCCAUGGACUUUGGUUGGAACAAGCCUGUGAAUAUAUGGCCGCUGACACCUCAGAAGUACGAACGUAACUUCGGCAUUAUCAUGAGACCUCCGAAGUUGGAUCCAUCAAUGGAAGGUGAGGCUAAAGUUGUCAUGACAUUGCCAAGAAAUGCAAUGGUUAACUUGAAGAAAGAAAUGGCUAAAAAGGUCGAUCCUUGGUUAAAGCUCAUGAAACCAAGGUUUUAGAGCAUCGCCAAUGUAUUAUUCCAUUUUUUACUCUAAAAUAGUGUAAUUCUAAAAUCGAGUUGGAUUUUUUUCUUAUGUAUUACUCCAUUUUUGACUAUAAAAAGAAAUAUCCACAAAUGAUUCCUUUUUAUUUGGUUAAUAAUUGUAAAUAGUAUUUUUAACUUAUAAAAAUUUAACAAUUAAUCUAACUAUUUUAUGUUUACAAAACUUUCAUAAAAAUAUAUUUUAUUUUAGUUAAACAUUUAUUAUUAAAAAUACAAUUAGAGCUUUUGUUCCAACGUCAUUUGGUGCAGGCUUAUCAUAUGAAAUUUUUUUUUCUUAACCAGGAGGUUCAUAUACAAUCUGGACAUUGUCCAGGCCGUAAUCCCCCAGGGAAUUUUUUUUAUCAUAUGCAAUUUUUCAAAGCUGGAUUUAAAUGUUUUGGGAUAUAGCUGAGCUAAACAAUGUAUAAAAUAUCCUCGUUGAUAAUGAAAUUAUAUACAUACUAUCAAAAUUUUGUUUAGAUUCCAACUAGAAGAAUAAAAUCAAGAUCGGGGAGAAGAAAAAAAUAUAGAAAUGUUUCUUUAACAUUUUGUUUGGGCUACAUUUAUAUCCCAUUCGUUUCAUAUGGCUCAGAGAGUCUCUUUAGCAUAUAGGUGACGAAAAUAAAGGGGUCCUUUGCGUAAUAGCCAUAUUUUGAAAACAAAUUAGGUGAGUGACAAUAAUUUUGCCAAAAUGCUAUGUCAAACAUUUAAACUCCAAACUGUUCGGUUUUAUCCCUCCACUUUCCAGCUGCAAGUGAAAGAGUAGAUGACGUCGUACUUUUUCUGACGUAUUUACAAUCACAUAUGGAAACAAAAUGCAUAUCCCAUAUUUAUUUACCACAUAAAUUUUAACUCUAUUCAAUAAAAUGAGAAAAAAACAGUAGACAUUUUAAAGUAAAAAAUGUAUUCAAACUACAUAAUAUAUAUGAACAUACGCGAAAAAUUGAAAGUACAAAGUUCAUAUUCCAUAUAACUAAAAUAGUAUAGCACAACCCUAGCAAUGGAAUAGUAACAACGAAAUAGCAUAUUACAUAUUGUUUAAAUUUUGAAAUGUAUACGAUUGCAUGGAAGUAUGUAAUGCUUACCCCAUCGUUUACCCAAACUUUUUAUAAACUAAAUCUAAAACACUAAUCACUAAACCCUAAAAGAAAAUAUAAACCCUAAUCCAAAUAUUAAAAUAUGCAAAUAGUACAUAUGAAACAUUAUUAAAAUAUAAUAGUAACAAAAAAAAUAGUAUAAUAUAUAUUGUUCAAAUUUUGAGAUGUCUAUGAUUACAUAGAAUGAGAUAAUACUUACCUCAACGUCAACCCAAACCUUCCAUAAACCAAACCCCAAAAACUAAUCACUAAACCCUAAAAGGAAAUAUAAAAGUGGUAAAGCUUACCCCAGUGUCAACCCCAAUCGUUUAUAGACUAAACCCUAACCACUAAUCACUUUAUCCUACACAGAAAUAUAAACCCUAAUCCAGUGUCAACUCAAAUAUUCCAUAAACUAAACCCAGAUUUCUAAAUGCCAAACAAAUUCAUUUCCAUUCUACAUGAGGCAUAUAGAAUAGACAAGGUGAAAAUGUAGUUGCAAUCUAAAAACAAUCUACCAUCUUAAUUUUUCAAAUGUUGAUAUGCCUAUGGCUUUAGGAAUGUGGUAAUGCUUACCCCAAUGUCAAUUGUAAUCUUCCAAAACUAAACCCUUCAAGUAAUCAGUAAACCCAACAGAAAAAUAUAAACCCUAAUCCAAAUAUCACAAUAUGAAAGUGGUAAUGAUUUCCCCAAUGUCAAUCCCAAUCGUCCAUAAACUAAACUCUAUCAAGUAAUCACUAAACCAAACACGUAAAUAUAAACCAUAAUCCAAAUUAAGAAAGUGAUAAUGCUUGCUCCAAUGUAAACCUCAAUCGUCCAUAAACAAAGCCAUAUCAAGUAAUCACUAAACCUAAUACGGGAAUAUAAAUCCUAAUCCAAAUAUCAAAAUAUGAAACUAGGAAUUACUAGUAUAUUAUGGGAAACUACUUUAAGUGAUAUUAAAUACAAGUAUGAAUUCAGAAGCUACAUGCGGUGAUAUUAAACCGUCCAAAAUAGUACAUGAUUGCAAAGAAGAUGAUUUUCAUUCUAUGUAUUUCAGAUGAAAUAGAAACAUGAAAUAUAUACUUUUAUAGCAUAAUUGUGAGGAUAUAUAAGCUGACAUGUGCGGAUAGGAGAGGCGAUGAAGUAUUAUAUGGAAUAAAUGAUCAACAGUUGGUUACUCCUAUUCCACAUGAAAAGUAGGAGGAAACAACGUAAGGAGGUGGAGUUACCGAAGAUAUUUUAAUUUUAAUUUUUCUUCAUGUUUCAGCUGUUGGAGGAAGAGACAAUAUAUCACUUAUAUAUUAAUAAAGAAAUAUUUUUUAAAAGGAAACAUUAUUAAUAAAUAUGUUCACACAUACAUUGACAUGUGUAAGUCGUACAUUAAUUCUAAUUUUAGAAUACUUACGUGUCAGUCUCACAGUCAUUUAGCAAUUAAUGUGUUCACACGCUAAUUUUAUUAACUCUACCGCAUACAAUUUAAUGUAUUCACACAAUAUUUUUUUUAAUCAGCUCAUUUUUAGUUUUCGUAUUUUUAACCUUUGUAUUAGUGAACUAAAGUUCUCUCUAGGUAAGUACUAAAUAAUAUCGUUGUUGAAAUAAAUAAAUUACAAAAUCAUUAACAUUCAUAUCAACUAAAAUGCCAGAAUGAUAAUAUUUUUAGAAAUUGAUAGUUUCGUAUCUUGCUGAACUUAACCAUGGUUGAGGUUUAUGCAUACGCAAGUAACAAAUAAUUGUGAUUCGUUAUGAAUUAAGGAAACUGAGGUAAAAAAACGCCACACACAAAGUUGGAUCUUUAGUUUAGCCAAAUGUUUUUUUUCUUUACAGAGUUUUCAUAUCAAACUAAAAAUUAGAAACAUAAUCAGAUUGUUAGAAAAAUUCUGAAAUCAUAAAAGCUUUAAAGAAAAGAAAAUUCUCGAAAUUGGUUGAAAAACGUAAUUAAUAUACCGAGUGAAGAGAUCACAUUAUUUUUGAAGCAAUUCUAACCCAUUUCACUUGAUUGUAUAGUGUUUUAUCAUAUUUACCAAAAACUUUAAUACGAAAGUACACGUUAUAGGUUAUAGACAACAUUAGUUUUUAAUCUAUCCAACAAUAUCGACACGACAUCCAACCAUUUUUAUUGGUAUUCUUAAAGUAUGGUCCAAUAAUUAUGUAUGCAAAAUAAGCCUAACAUAUUAGUUUUACAUUCUUUUAUUUUUCUUUAUAUUUGUAGAAUAAAGUAAGUCUGUGUAAUAUAUUUGGAUCCAAAGAACGGAACCGAACUUGAUUUGAAAGUAAUACUAAACACAAACUAAAACUGAUUAAGUACUCAAAUAGAUCAAAAGUUUAAUAUCCGGAUAAUCAGACCCGAAUCCUAUCAAAACUGAAAUAUUUUGGAUACCGAAAAUAUCUAAAACACAAUUAUAUACUUAAAGAUAUUAGUUAUUAUAAAUUUUAUAUCUAUUAUAUAUUCAUUAAUAUGAAAAUAUCUAAAAUUAAAAAAUAUGUUC
Molecule: messenger RNA, 7115 nt
Organism: Brassica rapa (field mustard)
Lineage: Eukaryota; Viridiplantae; Streptophyta; Magnoliopsida; Brassicales; Brassicaceae
Product: spermidine coumaroyl-CoA acyltransferase
Source: RefSeq, a predicted model, not a curated record